UAACCAAAAAAAUAACGAAAAAUAUUUUUUCUUCAUUUUAAAUAAUUCGUUUAAUUAUUUCUUUUUAUCACCCCUAUGGCUAACAUCACUCCAAAAAUGGGCCACCUUUUUGCUGUAUACAUCUGGAAACUCGAAGUACAUAAAUUCCCCCUUCCUAAGUCUCCUUUUCCCUCACAACACACAUCCCAAGAAAAAAAGAAACAAUAAAAUAGAAUGUUCGUCCCUAUACAAAUGUCGAUACUCCGAUAUUUGCUCCUCCUGCAAGCAUUGUUGUUCAUUUUCUCAGGUCUCGUCAUCAAUACAACAAGUGCAACUACUCAUGAAACCAAAACCUCAGCUGGCCAUGCGAUCCCAUUUCCCACCCAUGAACACUUGGAUGUCAAGCAAUCCAUUAAAGAAUCAAGAUUAAUUCACCCACCAACUAAAAAACAUAAUCAUGUUGAAGAAGAUAAUGAAAAAGGAAACACCAACAACAGCAGCAACUGGAAGCUAAAGCUUCUUCACAGAGACAAGAUGCCCUUUUCCCACUUCACUGAUCAUCCUCACCGUUUUGAUGCUCGCAUGAAAAGAGACCUCAAAAGGGUCCAUGCACUCACUAAUAUUGAUAUUAAUUAUGAGGUUGAAGAGGAGGAGUUCGGGAGCGAGGUGAUUUCGGGUAUGGAGCAAGGCAGUGGUGAAUACUUUGUCAGGAUUGGUGUGGGUAGUCCUGCUAGAGAACAAUACAUGGUUAUUGAUGCUGGCAGUGAUAUUGUUUGGGUCCAGUGUCAGCCUUGUACACAUUGCUAUCAUCAGUCCGACCCCGUAUUUGACCCCUCCCUUUCCGCUUCUUUCUCCGGUGUACCCUGUUCCUCCUCCCUUUGCGACCGCGUUGACAACUCCGGUUGCCAUGCCGGUAGCUGCAAAUACCAAGUCAUGUACGGUGAUGGCUCCUACACCAAGGGCACCAUGGCUCUCGAGACCCUCACUUUCGGCCGUACCGUCAUUCGGGACGUGGCCAUCGGGUGUGGUCAUAGCAACCGAGGAAUGUUUAUUGGGGCUGCCGGUUUGUUGGGCCUUGGAGGUGGCUCCAUGUCGCUCGUGGGACAACUAGGUGGACAAACGGGCGGAGCAUUUAGUUACUGUUUGGUUAGCCGGGGCACCGGAUCAGCUGGAUCACUUGAAUUCGGGCGUGAAGUAUUACCCGCGGGUGCAGCGUGGGUGCCGCUCAUCCGAAACCCACGGGCUCCGACUUUCUAUUACAUAGGCAUAUCGGAUCUUGGAGUUGGAGGAGCGCGUGUAGUCAUGCCUGACGAUGCUUUUAGAUUAACUGAGGAAGGAGAUGGAGGAGUUAUCAUAGACACGGGGACAGCCGUGACCAGGCUUCCUGCGGCAGCCUAUCUGGCCUUUCGCGAUGCAUUUGCCGCUGAAACCGCAAGCCUUCCACGGGCACCCGCCAUGUCAAUAUUCGACACGUGCUAUGAUCUAAAGGGGUUUGUGACGGUUCGGGUACCAACCGUUUCAUUUUUCCUCAUGGGAGGUCCCAUCUUAACCCUACCAGCUAGGAACUUCCUAAUUCCAGUGGAUGGAAAAGGCACAUUCUGUUUUGCAUUUGCUCCAUCUCCAACCAGACUUUCAAUUAUAGGGAAUAUACAGCAAGAAGGCAUCCAAAUUUCUAUUGAUGGGGCGAAUGGUUUUGUGGGAUUUGGCCCCAACAUCUGCUAGGCUAAUAAAAAAUAAAAUAUAUAAAUCAACUUUUGCGCAGUUAUAGUAAAUAAAUUUCAAUAAUAUCAUGGAUAGUCAAUAUUAGCUUAAGUCUCUUUGGUAUGUGAAAAUAUUUAGGGAAGUCACACAACUUAAUUAUGUAUCAGAAAAGUCAUUCAAUUUUAUCUUUCUCUUUUUGUUUCUCGA
Capsicum annuum is the source of this 1887-nucleotide messenger RNA. Its product is annotated as protein ASPARTIC PROTEASE IN GUARD CELL 2. Gene Ontology annotation, molecular function: aspartic-type endopeptidase activity. The transcript has a single exon. Lineage: Eukaryota; Viridiplantae; Streptophyta; Magnoliopsida; Solanales; Solanaceae. Bases 214 to 1701 code for a protein of 495 amino acids. Gene Ontology annotation, biological process: proteolysis. The record is from RefSeq and is a predicted model, not a curated record.